Messenger RNA from Schistocerca gregaria, 7132 nucleotides. Its product is annotated as dentin sialophosphoprotein-like. The record is from RefSeq and is a predicted model, not a curated record. The transcript has 7 exons. NCBI's taxonomy places the organism in Eukaryota, Metazoa, Arthropoda, Insecta, Orthoptera, Acrididae. Bases 611 to 4522 code for a protein of 1303 amino acids.
AUUGUCAGCUGUUUUUCUUUUACUGCAUGAGAGCAAAGGUACAGUGCAUCGAUUCCUUACGUGACAGAAGAAAAUUGCAAGCAAUUGAUCAACGUCUUUCCCGCACCGAGUCACGCAAUGCCUCACAAAUGACACUUAAAGUGCCUGCUGCUGUUGCACAUCUAAUUUCGGCGAAAGCUCAUUGUGCUAUACGAUAACACCUCUUCCACGUACAAAACGAAAAGCUACAGAAACUCCUGGCCUUCGUAAUCACGCGAACGCAGAAGCUGCAACCCAUGCGGGUAUUACGUCUGCCGCCGCACUCUACUGCCGCCAAACACGCUAUGACUUGAUUGCUUUACACGGUUGAAUUAAUUAAUUACAGUCUUUCGUGAAUUCCCAUGACCACUGUUAAUUACAUUCUGUAAUUCUGAACAUUGUUAAGAGUGCAGGGAGUUUUCUGUCCUACGUCAGAACUGAAACAGUGUCGAAUGCUGAGAGCACCGGCGCAGUUGGCAGUCCCUGCCCUUUCCCCGCAUGUUAUUGGUUUUUGUUUUGAAACGCCAGUUUCAAGCGUCAACGCGCGGUUUGUGUACGGGAUAGUUUGUAUGUAGUGCGUAUUUGUUUUGAAAUGAUGUCCGACGCUGAUCACAAUUCUGUUUAUCAUCGCAAAAUGGCAUUGCUGCAAGAGAAACUGCGGAAAAGUGAAGAAGAAAGAUUGAAGUUGGAAGAAAAAUUCUCAGUUAUGAUGAAAGAGUGCAAGGAAGAAGAAGAAGAAAGAUUGAGCCACUUAAAGUUGCAGUAUGAAAGCUUUCUAGAAGAAGACAGGAAAAGACGAGACAGAAAUGACAGGAUUAUGAGGUCACUAGACAGAAUAGAAAAUAGAGCUGCAACACUCAAUGCAAAAUCAAAAAGAUUAAAGCUGUUAAGGGAACAUUAUGAAGCUUACCUGAAGCGGGUAUAUCCAACAUGGAAGAAUAAGAGUUCAGGUUUUGCAUCUACUAGAAAUAAUCACACAGGACAUAGCCCAGUUUGUUUUGAUCAGCACAAUGAAUCGUCAUAUGCUGAAAGCUUUACAACUCCAUUCACAACCAAUCGUAGAAAUUCUGUUUCCUUCUCAGAUAAUCUAUCAUCAUCUCCAAGAUUAAUGGAUAUUUCGUACUCACCAAGAAACUUUGGCGAUACUAUGAGCCCUAAUGGUUUUCCUAGAUAUCAGCAACGCACUCUAGAUAGAGAGGUCACUGGAGGUAAAUCAAAGUUUCCAACAAAUGUGUAUGACAAUGCUGCAAUAAAAAAAGGAUUGGAAUAUGAUCAUGGACCUAACAGUUAUAUCAGAGGAAUGAAAACAGAGUUUAACAACACAGGCACAUUACAUGACAGCCCAAAUAUCAUAAAUGGAUACUUGGGAUUUACAGGGCAGUCAGCUGUUUCAAACUCAGACAUUUACUUCAGUUCUGACACUCAGAAGUUCCCUUCCACAUUUGAGAACAGAAUGCAAAAUUUGAAUGAUAGCAAAACAGAAAUUCAUGAUCCACGAGACAGACUUCAGUUCUUACAUGAAAAUAACAUUAUGGGCAAUAUGGAAAGAUCUCCAAGCGUAGUGAAUUCUGUGAAGGGGGAUUUAAGUCCUGUGUACAAAAAAGAAAGUAAGGAUCUGGCUGCUGGUAUGGCAGCAGACAUAGAUUGGGAGCAGAAUACCAGUCGUGAUCUUCUCAAUAUGUCUCUUACAGAUGAUGGAAAGGUUUCAAAUGGUCCACGGAAAGCAGAACAACUAAUGAAACAUCAGCAAAAUUUGCAUGUACUUAAAAUGCAGAUGGAGGAUGUAAAAACCCCAGUGACAGAAGAUAGUUAUGCUGAGAACCAUGAUCACAGCAAAGGUUUUCUUGAGGAGCAUAUUCAAACACAUGUUAAAGGAGAUUUGUCUUCAGAUUAUAACAAACAGGAAGAAAUUGGAACUGUUUCUCCACAUAAGACUUAUGUCCAAGAAAGCCACGACGAAAAAGAUGAAAUGGAUGGUAUAAACUCUGUAGAUAAUUCUACUGAUGAUAUUUCUAUUGAAAUUGGUAGAAAAAUCGAAAGAGCUCUAUCUUCUGAAAGAGAAACAGUAAAACCAUCAGGUUCUCCAGAAAGACAGAGAAAUCUUGACAUAAUAAUGGAAGAAUCCAACAAUACUGAAGAGACUCAUUCACAAACUAAGUCAAUGCCAGAAAAAGCUAAUGACUUUUCUGUGAAUGACACUGAAUUGUUAAGUGGUGCCAUACUGACAGAAGAUGACGAGCUGCAGUAUAGUUUGAGUAAUGACACUGGACUUAAAGAGACCAAUGAGCAGCAGAUAAUUUUAGAAGAGAAAGCUGUGCACAGGACUGCUUUGCCUGUACAAGGUGAACAAAUAACGUCUGACUUCAAGUCCCAAAGUAGAGACCUUUCAAGGGGAGACAACCACACAAAUUUUGAAGGAAAUGGCAGUGAAGCAAACCAGGGAAUUUAUGAGAGUAAUAUUCAAAAUGUAAAUGAUAAUUUGAUGUAUCUUCAGCAGCCACAGAAUGUUUAUGAAACUGUUCCAGCUUAUACCGAGGACAUCAGGCAAACUGCGUAUGGUGAUUAUAAUAAUGGGAUAGUAAAUGCUCAGGAUGGUGAACAAUAUUUGCAAGAGGCUCCUAAUCCAGAAGUUCUUGCUGAAAAAUAUGAUGUGCCAGCUGCAAACUUGGACAGUGGCCUUCAACCAAUACAUACUGAAGGUGGUGACAUGAAUGUAUCUGGAGUUAUAUUUGACAAUACCCAGGAUCAAAAUUAUAUUUAUGAUACUGUACAGAAUGUAGAAGACAAUUAUAAUCCUGGUGGAGGAUUAAGUGAAAAUUUUUAUGUGGAGACCUAUGAGUCAUCAGAUCCUAAUUUUGGACAGCAGUUGCAGCCAAACAAUGUUGUUCCUGAUCAGAACUGGGAACCAUAUAAUGAGAUGGCAUUUCAAGGUGACAGGGGUCAAGAUGAAGUUCAGUCUACUUAUCAGAACUUUGAAAUACAACAAGAUGUGGACACCCAGAACUUGCAGCCUGGAGAAUUUAUAUAUAGUCAGGAAGUCCCUGGCAAUGACCCUCAGUUCUACACAAACAAUUUAGAGCAACAGGGAGCAUAUAAUCAACAACCAGGCGAGGACCAGUACUUCUAUGGUGAUGGUGUGCAGGCUGGCAGUGUUCAAGAAGAUGUAAGUGGCAACCAGCUUGAUUACAUAACCAAUGAUGCUGCAUUAGAACAACAAACGUACCAACAACCUGAUGAAGGGGAUGGAGGUUGUAGUCCACAGCCUGAUGAUGAGCCUAACUGUGUAAUGGACAAGGCUGAUGAUGGGGUUGCAAUUUCUUCCAGUCAAGUAUUUGACAAAAACCAACUUCCUGAUAUUCGAGUACAGCAAAAGUCAGAACAGUACACUGAAAACUUGCAUGCAGUGGCAAUUGAAUCAUGUGAGGGAUCUAGAAAUAAUUCUGAAAUGCAGAGAGAAAUGUUAGAAAAACAAAAUGCUUGCAAUAGCGAAUCUGUUCCCAAUACUGUGCAAGACUCAACAAAUUUAUCUGACAAUCUGGAGACAGAAAACACAAGAGUCAAGGGAGAAUUUUGUCAAGAUCCUAAUGGUAUGGAAACAGUACUGGCACCUAGUGAAACUACUGACAAUAAGAGUGAUGGUGAGACAGGCAUUGAACAGUCUCCCAGUACAACAGAGAUUGCAGCAAAAAAGGCAAGUAACGAUGUGCAGGGUGAUGGGAGAAGCAUUGACUUACUUAACACUAUAUCAGAAGAAGUGAAAGAUGAAAUAGCUCAUACAAAUGGCAGCAAUUCAUUUAAAGAUGAUCCAAGAAAUGAUCAGCACAAAGAUAUCAUAAGUGGACAUCAAGAGGUUGUGGAAAGCAAUAUUAUUACUAAAUCAGAUGAGAAAGUGUCAAACAGUGGAAACAAGAGAGAGGAGAUGAACACUUAUUCAAACAAAGAGCCAUCUGAUUUAGAAUCCGCAAAGUCAGUAAUAUCAGGGGAAGAGGAAUUUACCGAGUCAUUUGAUGGAGGGAAAUAUCAUGAACCAACUGUGGGUUAUGAACGUGGUAUCCCUGGCUACAAUAAUGCUGCUGACAGUAGCACAACUGAAGACUCAUCAGAACGCUGGACAACAAUGCCGAAGAAGACAAGGCAACAGAUGACUCUCAAGGUACAAAAUAAGAAGGCAGAAACUUCGUUGCCACCCGACGAGGAUAGUUCUGAUGACUCAGAACAAAUACAACCUGUGUUACAUGCACCACAUGUAAGAGUGACUUCUCACGCUGACACCUCAGAUGAUUCAGAGCAGCUAGAUAACAGGGUGACAACUGAAACUCAGAAUAGGACACUUCGGGGUAACCAAAAAGAACCAUUAAAUACUGGAGAAAAUACUUCUAUGCAAGGAGAAGGUAAACUGGGCAGGUUACCUGCCAGAGCAUCAUCGAAGCUCCCUGUGAUCUCAACUGUGUUGGACUCUGAUAAUGAAUCAUUACACCUUGGCAGUGAAUCAAGCAUGACCUAAAAAUAUUGUGUCAAUAACACACAGUCUGCAGAAACCAGAAUACUUUAGUUGGUUUUAGUGACUAGCUCAAUUGUAUUACAGGGAGAGAGAGACUGGCUAGAUGGGAGGGGGGGGGGGAGGGGGGAGGAGUAAUAAGCACAUUCCCAUUUGUAACUCCCAACAUACUAGAAUGAUUCAGUACAAUUCUUGCAAAAUAAAAUAACUGUGCACUGAUAGCUGAUUUGUUUUAGAAACACAAUGAUAUCGUUCUUUUAUGUAAUUCAUAAAAACAGUGCACAAUGAUGUCACCAGUUGCCAUGAGCAAAAUCUUUUAUUGUGUGUUUUCUUUCUGUGACACUUCUCUGUUCGUUUCUCGUUUUAUUUAUUUAUUUAUUUAUUUAUAUAUUUAUUUAUUUUGUCAGUCUUAACAAAGAGAAGUGUUUGGAGAAAUGUUGUUGGGGUAAUUGUUUUUGUCAUUUUAGCAAAUUAAGGAAAUUUGGGGUGCCCAUAAAAGUGUACCAAUAAUAAAUUUUAAUAUUAUCAGCUGUAAGCAUUGUAGAGUGUUCACUAAUAAGUCACAAUUAAAGAGUAACUCGGACAGUUAUAGAUAAGCACAUGUGUGAGUACUGCUUUGUUGUUUUCCCAUGUACAUUGCCACAUAUGCAAACUUCCUGAGCAUAAAGCAUUUUGUGUUCUGCAGUUGAGUAUGUAAUUUUAGUUCAAAGUGCAUUUCAUUUAAAGUUAAAUUGUGGUCUCUCAUAUGUCAAAAAUAUCUGCCGAUGUUGUAGUCAAUUCAAAUGGCAGGGUGUGCACGUAAAAGGAAAAGUGAUGAGACCACUUUUCAUGUAAGUAGGAAGGUAAAUAGCAACAGUGUUCAUAUCUUGUGAUCAGAACAUCCUCAUUAACCUGUACAAAAUCAAAGAGAUUCCCCAAAACUAAACAUUUUCUGCACUUUGUCCUGAAGUCAUGUGUGCAGAAAUUUUUUUUCGCUGAAGCUACCGUAACGGGUGGCUUGUUUGGAUAUGUUGCUAGAAUGAUUUGUUUCCCAUUUAGGAGGUGAAACUGAAAUCUUCAUUUGCCAACAAGCUGUAGCCUCUCCCUAUUAGCAUCUCUUCAUAUGAGAGUGGUUAAAAUUCAGAAUCCCUGACCACUGGAUUGUUUGUAAUGGUCAAUAAGACAGUGUGUUUUUCUGUUGGCUUCCACAUUCACCCUACAUCACACAAUGCAGUUUUUUCCUUUGAAGCUUUAUAGUAGAUCAUGUCUACAUUCAGCCACUACCUAAUGAUUUGCUAGUGUUGAACCACAGAACUGAAGAGGGUAUUGCUUCCAUUAAUCCGAACAAGUUAACCAACGUGUGGGAAGAACUGGAUUUUAUAUUGAACAUGUUCCAUGUAAUUAAAGGUGCAUAUAUUGAACAUUUGGAAAAAAAAAACUUGUUUAGUUUACCUUCAAUGUGAUGUAUGCUUUGUUGUAAAUAGUCUAAAUUAAAGUGUUUUAAUAUACCACUGAAACUGGAACAUUCUUUAAUGAACACCCUGUACAGUAAUUACCAUGUCUCAGAUAAAAAUUCUGGCAGUUAACUAAUAAAUAUUACUGGCAGAAGUAAAGCUGUGAGGACGGGUCAUGAGUUGUGCUCGGAUAGCUCAGUUGGUAGAGAACUUCCCCAUGAAAAGCAAAGGUCCUGGGGUUCGAGUCCCAGCCUGGCACACAGUUUUAAUCUGUCAGGAAGUUUCAGUCUUACGAAUGGUUUGAAAACAAGCAAUAUAACUUCUUGUGAGCUCCCUAGUAGUCCUGAUAUGACUGAGGAAGAGCACAUAGGCAGCUUUUGUUUAAUGCACAACCACUUUUACCUUAAUUACCAUGAGAAUUGUUUGGAAGUAUUUUAGCAUUGUGUAAAUGCAGCUAAAGAGCUUUCAGGUGUAUUUUGUCAAUUCAACCUGUUUUUGAGAAUAGGAUAGAAUGGGAGACAUGCUCGGAUUUGAAUAGGUGUCCAGACAGGAAUAUAAAUAACAUGGCUUUUAGGCAAGGUCCUUCUUUAGAUAAGUUUUCAAAAUAUUGUAUGAAUUGGGUAAUCUCAGUAGAUUAAUAAUGAUAACUAAGUCCAAGGUUGUAUGUUUUAAAAAAGUUAUGGUUAAUUGCAUAUCUUUAUCAACACAUAAGCAGAUAAUUGAUUUGCAAAGAAAUUUGCAGAAAUAAAUGGAGUAUUAUUUAAAUCUGUGAAAAUUGUGUGUGCAGUAAAGCUUUCAUAGUUGUUGAACACUUGUUCAGGCAUUCACUUAUAUAUCUACUCAUCUAAACAGCACACAAGUGUAAAGUACUGAAGUGCCAUGUCUUCACAAAAAUACUUUUGCUGAACCACAUAAAAAGGUUCUGUAUAUAUUUAAACCAACUUAAAAACCACAUACAAAUAAAGCCUAUAAAACAUCUCAGAAACAGUUAUGAAAAACAAUUAAAUUCAUUAAAUGCUGCUGUAAGUCUAAGAAACAAAAAGUUUUGAGUAUUAAAUUACGUGACCAUAUUACUGCCAAAACUACUAACCUAAACUUUUACAUUGAAUGACCUAGCUCCUGCCUCCUUGAGCACACAGAGCGACAGCAUGCUGACAUUCAGGCUUAAAUGUAACUGUCAACU